GGCGUUUGACUCCGACUGGAUUGUCUAACAUGAAAUGAUCAGGGUGGGGAUUUGCAGGUUAAGAAAGCUUAGGGGUUUAAUGUCAUGACGUCACUUUCAUUAGCGGCCACUUUGAUCCCUUCAGCCUGUAAGCCACUAUUCUCUGGCAGCCUGUCGGAGGAGACCAGCACUGAUCUCUGCACUGGAGGAUGCACCUAUCUGAAGGAGGGUAUCACUGAGAAGCUUCACUUUUCAUCCUGACACCCCACAAGUAAUGAAUCUGUGAGAGGACAAGCAGAGAAGCACACUUCAAAAUGGCAGACAAGGAUAGUGUGGAAAAAUACUUGGAGAAUAACCCUCAGUUUGCCAAAGAGUAUUUUGACAAGAAGGUCCGAUGCGAGGUCAUCGCCGCCGCUUUUGCCGAGAACCUUGACAUCAAAGAUCCGGCCUCGUUCAAGGAUGUCAGCCAAAUCCAGGAGGCCACCGUCAUCUUUGACAUGAUCAAAGAAAUGCAUUCGCAGCCCAUUAUGGAAAAGGCCAUGCACAAGGUCCUGCAGAGGAUAUGUUUGCUGUUGAACGCCGACCGCUGCAGCUAUUUCAUAUACCGAGCCAGAAACGGCAUCCCUGAGCUCGCUACGUGUCUUUUCGAUAUCACCCCUACCUCCAAAUAUGAGGCAAAUGUGGUCAACCCUCAAUCUGAAAUUGUCUUCCCUACUGACAUUGGCAUAGUUGGCCAAAUAGUGACCAGCAAAAAAUCUGCUAAUGUUCCGGAUGUCAAACAGAAUACCAAAUUCAGUGAUUUUGUGGACAAGCAAACAGGAUACACCACUAAAAACAUGCUGGCUGCCCCUCUCAUGAACGGGAAAGAUCCACUCGGUGUGGUCAUGGCAAUAAACAAAGUGGGAGGAAAUGAAUUCUCCAAAACAGAUGAAGAUCUCUUCUCCAAGUACAUGACCUUCGCCACAGUCAUUGCCCUACAGCAUUACACCUCAUACAUGUAUAAUGUGGAAUCUAGGAGAAGCCAGGUUCUUCUAUGGUCUGCGAGCAAAGUCUUUGAAGAGUUGACGGACAUUGAGCGACAGUUUCACAAGGCCCUGUACACCGUCAGGAACUACCUCCAGUGCGAGAGGUACUCUGUCGGUCUUCUGGACAUGACCAAAGAAAAGGAGUUUUACGAUGAGUGGCCAGUUAAAUUGGGAGACGUGGAGCCAUACAAAGGCCCAAAGACACCUGACGGCAGGGAAAUCAUCUUCUACAAGAUCAUUGAUUAUCUCUUAGAGGCCAAAGAAGAGAUCAAAGUCAUACCAACUCCUCCUGUCGACCACUGGGCACUUGUUAGCGGCCUCCCCACCUAUGUAGCUGAAAAUGGCUUUAUUUGUAACAUGAUGAAUGUUGCUGCUGAUGACUUCUUUACAUUCCAGAAAGAAGCUGUGGACGAGUCAGGUUUCAUCAUCAAAAACGUCCUGUCCCUUCCCAUUGUCAACAAGAAAGAAGAAAUUGUGGGUGUUGCCACUUUCUUCAAUCGGAAGGAUGGAAAGCCAUUUGAUGAGCAGGAUGAACAAAUUACUGAAGCCCUAACACAGUUCCUAGGAUGGUCUGUACUGAAUUGUGACACAUAUGACAAACUGAAUCGGACAGAGUGGAGAAGAGAGAUCGCAGCUGAAAUGGUCAUAUACCAGACCAAAGCCACCCCAGCUGAAGUCCAGCAGAUUCUGAACACGAAGGAGAAGUUUGACAUGAACCCCGAGGACUGCGAUCAGAAGGAAAUGUACAAACUCUUGAGAACCAACAUUCCGGAAGCCAAAGAUGUCGAUCUGCUAUUAUUUAGUUUUAGUGACUUACCUGUCUCUGAGCUUGACCUGAUCAAGUGUGGCAUUCGCUGUUUCUUUGAACUUGGAGUGGUAGAGAAGUUCAAAGUGCCAGCAGAGGUCCUGACAAGAUGGAUGUACACCGUACGAAAGGGCUACAGAGAUAUCACCUACCAUAACUGGAGGCACGGGUUUAACGUGGGCCAGACUAUGUUCUGUCUUCUGCAAACUGGAAGGCUGAGAAAAUACUACUCAGACCUUGAUGCCUUUGCGAUGGUAGCGGCUGCGUUUUGUCACGAUAUUGACCACAGGGGUACCAACAAUCUCUACCAGACAAAGAGCGGAUCACCACUGGCCAAGCUCCAUGGCUCCUCCAUCUUGGAAAGGCACCAUCUUGAUUACAGCAAGACGCUGAUGGCAGAAGAGAGCGUUAACAUUUUCCAAAGUUUGCAGAAACGCCAGUUUGAGACAGUCCAGCAUUUGCACGAUGUCUGCAUCAUUGCGACUGACCUGGCCUUGUAUUUCAAAAAAAGGACCAUGUUCCAGAAGAUCGUUGAUGCCACUGAACCAAUGACUGAUGAGAAGGAAGCGAUUGCCUACGUGUCCAACAAUCCCAUUAGGAAGGAAAUCAUUAUGGCAAUGAUGAUGACUGGAUGUGACUUGUCUGCCAUUACCAAGCCAUGGGAGGUCCAGAGCAAAGUGGCUCUCAUGGUGGCAGCUGAAUUCUGGGAGCAGGGAGACCUGGAGAGGACUGUGCUAGACCAACAACCUAUUCCCAUGAUGGACAGGAACAAGGCGGAUGAACUUCCGAAGAUGCAGUGUGGUUUCAUUGACUUUGUGUGCUCGUUUGUGUACAAGGAAUUUUCAAGGUUCCACAAAGAGAUCACUCCCAUGUUUGAUGGGCUGAACAACAACAGGGUCCAUUGGAAGGAACUGGCUGAUAUUUACCAAGCAAAAGUAGACGCUAUAGAGAACGAACGAAAACGACUAGAAGAGGAGCAGGCUAAAAAAGCCGCUGGUGAGGAUGCAGGUGGAGAGGGAGGAAAGUCCAAAACCUGCACCAUAUUUUAAACAUCAUCUGACAGAAAUUCAGAGCCACAGAGAAGUCUGGGCCAGCAUGUAGAGGGAAGUGAAACGUGCUCCUAGGAUCACUACGUUUUCACCAGCUUUCUGUCUCAUUUUCUCGGAAGUACCUUCUCCAAGUGAACACGUAGGCAUUCACCAGAAAUGGAAGAACUGAACCUGUCAGAUGUUCUUUCUGAUGGGGUGCCAGCCUAGAGCACCGUAUAGACAACUUCAAGCUUGUUCCUAAUCACUGAUUUCACCUCAACUGUACCUUUUAACAACUAACUAUGCUGGAGGAAAUACUGCAUAUGCAACUUGCCACACAGUGGUGGCCGAAACACAACUCUACAAAUGUUUAUUGUGCUGUAGUUCACAGAGCUUACUCGAAGUACGGCUUUUGAGUCCAUAACAGUCCUCAAGACUGUUGUAUGUCAUUUAAACAGCAGAACAUUAAGAAUUAGAGCAAAACCUUCUUACCAGUUGCUAAUUUCUCAGAAUAGCAUACUUCUCGAUUUCAUAAAGUUCCAAUUUGAUAUUUAUUCUUUUGAUAAAUUCACUGAAUCACACGUAAGGGUGAAGUGUGUAAUUUUUCCACCAAGUUGCAAAAAUGCUGACUGUUUUCGAACAAGUUUCCUUAACACAUCCCUCAUCUGUAAUUGGUCAAACAAACAGAUAGCCCCUCCCCCAAAACAAACACCAUUGGUGGUGUUGUUGGGCUGCUUAAUGUUUUAAUAAAGACCAAGCGUUACAUUUUAUUCUUUAUUUUUUUGUGAAAUCAGUUUACAAAUGGCAUUCUUAUAGAUAUAUUAAACUGGGUUGAAAGCAUUUUAACUUCACAUUAAAUUACACACUCACUUUUAAACUACUGAAAAGCAUAUUUUAAUACAUAUCAAUUGCUUUGUUUAGGGUUGAAGGACCAACUCGUUUGAAUAAGCUUUUAGAAGCUGAUUGCUUAUUAGCAAGUGCUUUGUGAAAUGUACAAAGAUCUCAUGCUACAAGUCUUGCACACUGACUAAGAGUUGUUCAGAGGAAAGAUGGCACUGUCAAGGCUAAAGAGCUUGUAACUUGCAUUUGCAUCUGUUUGACACAGUUGUGUUUGGAUGGAUACGAUACAGGAUGUCUUUUCUACUUUUUUGUUCUCUAAAGAAGAUGAAGCUGAGGAUGCAAUAUGGCUAAUUCUAUGAAUAUGUGGAGCUGUGGAGAACAUUUAUGACCAGAACUUUGAUGUUUGUUCUUUAAUAAUUUAAUGAUACCUAAGCAUCACACAUAGUUUUCAACCAUAAUGUAUUACUGAAAGUGUAACAUUGAGCGUAUUACAUAGAAUAUCAAUUGAUUACAUAGAGAUAUUUGUUUAUACCAAACAUUUAAAUGAUUUUUAAGUGGUGUUCUAUGGAGACAUGAGCAAGGCAUACAAAAAGUCAGGGAAUAUUUAAAGAAAGUGCAUUGUAUGCUAUGACAAGGCAAGAGGGAAUGGUCAGUACUUGAACAUGUAAACCUAUAAGGAGAUUUGAAGUGAGUUUGAUAGGGGAGCAGCUCCUGAGAUUCACUCCGUUUUAAUCUUUAAAUACCAUGGUUAUUUAAAGCAGACUACUGAUAAAGCAGCCUCUAGAUAUCUCCUCUGGCAGAAAGCACAAACCCAAUUCGUAAGGUCAAAGUCUCUCUUUUCUGAUCUUUGGAGGACUUGAUGACUAUUUGAUGAGGAUUUGAACUAGCGAAUGAACUGCUGAUCUCGCCCGAUAUCAAAAAUAGGUCAUUCUGCACCAACAAAAAUGUAACCUAUGGAGAGAUGUAGUAAAUGAAUUGAAAAAAAGAAAAUCUUAUGCAAUAUCAGCUUGUUGGAAACAUCAGUUAAGGCCUUUAAUCCAAUAACAGGGGCAAUGGCGGUCUAAAUAAAUUCACUGGAACUAGUGACUACACUAUGUCAAACCCUCUAAGUCCAGAUCAGACUGAAGAGGCCAAAGUGAGCAAAUCUCAUCUCAGGUUAAUGCAUUUUGUUAGGAUUGUGUAUAAUAAUAUCUACUAUGUCAUUUGGAGUGAGUGUGCGACUGAUAUCCGAUCAUCUUAUUUACUGAAUACUACCGUAUAUAUACUGUAAAUGAUGUCAUGUGAACAAAUAAACACAUUAUUCUGAGCUUUCUGGAGUCUCUAAUAGUUUUUGACCAUAUCUGCUAUUAGCUUGAGGUCUCGGUGACCGCACAGUUCUGUUGGGUUGUUUAGAGGGCAUGUCAGGAGGAACCUCUCCUGACUUUUCUAUCAUGCAGCGGAUUACCUAAUAAAGCUGGAUCAUCCCCAGGUAAAGAGGCUCAGGUAAUUGGCUGAGAGCCGAGACAAAUGACUUCUCUAUCUGUGGGUCUUUCAAUAUAGAGCAAAAGGCUUCAUGUUGAACUUCUAUAACUCUAGACUCCACCUCAACUGUCAUUUUAUGAGAAAUGCAUCCUAAAUGAAAACGCAUGGGAAGUUCCAGAUAUUUGACAUGCUGAAUAACGGAUCAGAGCAAACAAAAGGCUUUCUGAACUCAUCUGACUGAUUCUUCACAUUGAUUGGCUGGCAGCCACUGCUGGGUAAGCCGAGGUCUGGGACAUUUUGACAUUCUACCGUGACCAUAUGAGUUUGCCCUGAGAGGCUGCGUGAGGGGUAUAAAAUAAAGCAAUAAGGCGGUGACUUUAUAACAGCUAUCAGGGGCGUUGUUAGGCAUGAUGCGAAGUGGAGUGGUUUAUUCACUGUAGAUCACGGCUUCACGGGGCUUAUUGCUUUUAUAAAAUGGUCGUUCCAUAUAUGUAGCAAGGUUUCACAAAAUAAAACAAAGCAAAUAAAAUGUAAUGAUAUUAAUUAAAAACAUUAUUCUUCCA
Messenger RNA from Onychostoma macrolepis, 5701 nucleotides. It is a transcript of the gene pde6c, whose product is annotated as phosphodiesterase 6C, cGMP-specific, cone, alpha prime. Lineage: Eukaryota; Metazoa; Chordata; Actinopteri; Cypriniformes; Cyprinidae. Gene Ontology annotation, biological process: visual perception; signal transduction. Gene Ontology annotation, molecular function: 3',5'-cyclic-nucleotide phosphodiesterase activity; protein binding. The record is from RefSeq and is a predicted model, not a curated record. The transcript has 22 exons. The coding region runs from base 294 to 2858 and encodes 854 amino acids.